CUCCGAGAUGUCUUCACCGUUUUCCUUUUCUGUCGUCCUACAUUUAAAGGAAAGCUGGUAAGGAAGGUCAGCGGCCCAUUGCAGCCUAGAAAGUUCAAGUUCCAUCUCCCAGUUCCACCUUCCAUACUUGCAGAUAUAUACUGUACAUAGCCGGCCAACCCUCAAGAUCAAGAUCGAAUCCGUUUUUGCUGUUUAUUGUUACAGGCUUUCGUAUGAUGGCUGCCGUCGCGCCGUUUCGAGACGAACUCUCACAUUCCGGAUUCGCCGGUCAUCGUCGUCAAUCUUAUCACGCCCAACAAACAGAAACCUCCGUCACACACAUCAAAAACCUAAUCCGCCUUCGUAGCAACGACGACUCCAUCAUCGACCAGCAAACCAGCGCAUCGUUGGAAAUUUGCACCUUUGAUAACCUGGCUUUUUCGCAAUCAACGACCGAGAAUCUCCGAGAUCUUAUCGACAACUACGUCGGACUUCAGCAAUCUCUUGGUCUUAUAAUGACGUCCGAUCAGGAAAACAGUUUUUUGCGCCCCAAGCGAUCAGGCGAUGAAAUGAACGAACAGAGAGGGCUGCAUGAAAGCUACGCGUCACGCCAAGAUACGUCCACUUGUUCUUACGAGACCGCCGUGGUCGUCGAACGCGCCGCACCCAUGGCAAAAAGGCGCCGUAUCUCCGGCGUUGCUCCACAGUCCUUGGCAGCGGUUAUCAGUCCGCAACAGACCCCCGCGAACAUCCCUUCGUCACCUUCGGUAAACGAGAAUGUACCGUUUGCUUUGGGAACCCCGCCAAAUACGCCAUUAUUCGUAGGCGAUCAGAUUUUGACCGAUAUCAAGAAGCUGUCCGGCACACGCUCUCAGUCUCCCAGACGUACUACUGGACGGUCUCCGAAGAAGAACCGUUGGAACCCUCUGGAGUUGAGGUUGCUUCCGAACGGCCGUCAGUGUCCAACAGCUGCUACCGAGCAGUUCUCUAUGACGAAUCGUUCGAAUCCUCUACAGUUGAGAUUGCUUCCGAACGGGAGAGAGGUCGCACUUCAAACCACCGAGGAUUGCUCUCCCUCUUGUUCACCAGUAAAAAUAGUCAAAUCAGAAUCAACUGAGGGCUCCAAUCAAGACUCCCUCCGAAAGUAUUAUGAGGGGUCCAAUCUCUCGAUGCCUAUUUCGAGUACCCCGACCGAUGUCUUCGUUGAUGGGGGACGAAGAUUCAGCUCCAAUACUACCCCAGCCGAAUGGAGCGGGUCCGGCACAAAGCCCUCGUGCCUAGCAGCUUGUCAAAACCCGCUUCUGCACGAAUGUAACCAAACGAGGAUGCUCGCAUAUCCGCAAUGCACACGGAUUGGGUCAGGCAGACUGUCCACCGAUGCAAGUUGUACGCCACACUGCACCGAAGGUGGGCCCCGGCAACGAAAGACCGUGGCGGCUCUGGGAUCAGUGUCCCCUGGCUCGUACGACAAUUCAAGCCGAGCGCAAGUGGACUGUACGUUAUUUGUUUCCACGGCCGCUCGGGUGUGCAGCAAUGGGGAGAAUACGCGCCAAUCCUUGCCAUUGGGAGUGGAGGAAGUCAUUUCUUUACACGGCGUGAAUCCAUCUGCUCCUAUCUCCGGUGGUAGUUCGCUCAUCGGGGGUUGGGCGGAAUCCGAAUCAAGGACACGGCAUCAGUUUGACGGAACUCUAGUUGAGGCGCCUGGUGGCCUUUUUGACACCUGGGCCAGCUCAGAUUUGGCCAAGAAGGAAGAAGGCUCUGACAUCGACGCUGCUUUUGACUGGGAGUCGGAUGAUUCGAAACGAUCGAAUGAAGAAAUUCGGUAUCAACCGCAUCCAAGAGGAGCACCCCCCAGAUGCACGAACACUAGGCGGUCAAACGAGAAUGUUCCAUCCAUACCCGCUUCCUCGGGUGCUGUCCCCCAAGUGAAGUAUCACAAAUCGGAGCAAGGCUUCCAUUGCCCCUUUGAAGGGUGCAACAUGAUAACGGAUCGAAAAUUCAACUGCCAUACGCACUUCCUCACUCAUUAUGGGGUGCGUCCAUUCUCUUGCGACAAGUGCGAUGGAAAGGUGAGCCUUUCGGAACCGUAUUAUUUUGGGACCAUCAUUAAUCAUUUCUAACUUAUACUAUUCGAUUAUCCCCAUUCUGAUCUAGUAUACCCGCCAGGCGGAUCUUAACCGUCACCGCAAAAGCCACGAAAAGAAAGAAGGGAGGAAGCGAAUUGUGAGAAAAUCCUUCAAAAGAUGCGAGGAUUGAAUCGGUCUGCUUGAGCUCGUUCCCCAAAGAGAAC
Molecule: messenger RNA, 2269 nt
Organism: Fimicolochytrium jonesii
Lineage: Eukaryota; Fungi; Chytridiomycota; Chytridiomycetes; Spizellomycetales; Powellomycetaceae
Exons: 1
Coding region: 213-2099 (628 amino acids)
Source: RefSeq, a predicted model, not a curated record